This is a messenger RNA of Podospora pseudocomata, 1422 nucleotides long. RefSeq lists its product as uncharacterized. The record is from RefSeq and is a predicted model, not a curated record. Gene Ontology annotation, molecular function: single-stranded DNA binding; 5'-tyrosyl-DNA phosphodiesterase activity. Bases 235 to 1422 code for a protein of 395 amino acids. Gene Ontology annotation, cellular component: PML body; cytoplasm. Lineage: Eukaryota; Fungi; Ascomycota; Sordariomycetes; Sordariales; Podosporaceae. Gene Ontology annotation, biological process: double-strand break repair. The transcript is spliced from 2 exons.
CUUUUGAUAAGAACUAGACAUCUGCCAAGUUCCAGCACGCGAAGCCCUUCAGCAAUCAGGCAACAGGCUUCAAAAUGUGUGUCGUUGCACUAACAAUUUGUGUGCUGUCGUGCCUGUUGUGGCUGAGUGGGGGGCACACACAUCUCAACAACUGCCGCUCCCACCUCGGAUCCCGGGUUCGUCGGACGCACCAAUUGAUUGACAGGACCCUUGAUACCAAAAGCCGGGAGAGUGAUGCUGUCUCUUAAAGUGCCGCCGAGAUGGACCCGUCCCUGCUCCGUCCUGAUCGGAUGUCGUGGAGAAAGCCACCUCCGGUGCAAGACUGUUGUUGGUUGCCUGUGGCCUCCGUUCCCGCGAAACAUAUAUACCAACACGAACACUCAGACUCCCCCGCAGUAUCAUCGCCAGAGACGCCAAGCGUCCCGCAUCGUCGUCACUGGACACAACAAGACCAUGUUCAACCCACUCCAAGGCUGGAAAUCUGAACCAGCGCCCCGACACCAGGGCUAUUCGGCCUUUGUCAAUGGCCACUGGAGGAGCUUCGCCAGCCCAACCAAAAAUGUCGUGGAUGGUUCCAACACACCCACACGCUUUUCUGUAUGGUCCUGGAAUAUCGACUUCAAGCUGGAUGUGCCCGUGGCUCGCAUGAGGGCUGCUCUCAACCAUGUCCGAUCAUUAGUGGCUUCUCAAGACGGGACUCCGUGCAUCGUCAUGUUCAACGAGAUGGUUGCAUCUGACCUGGAUGUGAUAGCGGACGACGAGUGGGUUAGGGAAAACUACAAUGUGACCGACCUGACUGGAGAGAACUGGGACUUCCACGACUUUCCUCCCGGAUUUGGCUAUGGAACAUGCAUUCUUGUGCCGAAGGUGCUCCCCAUCAAGGCCGUGUUCCGUGUCUACUACCCCAACUCGUCGAUGCAGCGUGAUGCCCUCUUUGUCGACAUUGCCAUCCCACGAGACAAAGUCCUUCGUGUAUGCAGCACCCACCUGGAAUCCCUGGUGGCCCGGCCACCGAAGCGGCCGGCGCAACUUGCCACGGCGGCCAGGUUCUUGCACCAGGCACAUCUUGGCAUUCUCGCGGGAGACCUCAACGCCAUCGAGCGCUUCGACUGGACCCUCCACAAGGAAAACAGGCUCAAGGAUGCGUAUCUCGAGACUGGCGGCAAACAAGGAGACGAGGCUGGGGCGACAUGGGGAUUGAUGGGCCGCAGCAAUGACAGACAGCGGUAUGGAACGUCCAGAAUGGACAAGGUGCUCUUUUGCGGAAAGGCAGCGUUGCUUGAUUACGGUACUUUCGGGCUGGAUGUUGAAGUCGAAGAUGAGGCGGAUCGGCAGAAGUUAAAGCGCUCUUGGGGUCUGGCGAAAGCCUGGGUGACGGAUCAUUUGGGCGUUCGGGCAGAAUUCCAACUCGAAGAGGUUUAA